AUGCAACUUCUAUCAAAUUUGUGUUAUGCGAUUAAUGCUAGAAAGACACUUGAUAUUGGAACUUAUACUGGAUAUAGUGCAUUGUCUAUCGCGGAAGUAUUGCCAUCAGAUGGACAGGUAUUAACCAUGGAUACAACAGAUGAAUAUUUCAAAGACUAUUGUUUGCCAGCAUGGAAUAAGGCAGGUGUACAAUCGAAAGUUAAAUUCCAACUCGGUCCAGCUGUUGAGACUCUACAUUGCAUUACACGUCUUGAAAUCAUUUCAACUUACAUGACAAUUUCCGUCUAA
Molecule: messenger RNA, 288 nt
Organism: Schistosoma spindalis
Lineage: Eukaryota; Metazoa; Platyhelminthes; Trematoda; Strigeidida; Schistosomatidae
Source: the annotation of a GenBank genome assembly